UUUGCAUAGUCAAGUGGGGACUUUGAUAGUUAACCAGUAAACUUAAACUCUAACAAACAUUAAGUAAAAUGGCACUAAUGAAACUCACUUUUGCUUUACUAGCCUUGGCAGCGUUGGCCAACGCCAAGCCAUCACAUCCUUUUGCACUACAUUCAGCUAUACCAGAUCAUUUCGAUUUGGCACCACCGGUGUUGCCACCAACACAUUUCCAUGCAUCGCCGCCUGUGGCCGAGCCCUGGCUGCCAGAGGCUCACUUCCAUGCUGCACCGGCACCAGCACCAGCUCAUUUCCUACCAGCUCCAGCGCCAAUUCUGCCAGCUCCAGCACACUUCCUACCAGCCCCUGCACCAGCAUUUCUACCAGCUCCUCCACCAGCACUUCUGCCAGCUCCUGCACCAGCACUUCUACCAGCACCUGCACCAGCACUUCUGCCAGCUCCUGCACCAGUUUUCCCAGCACCGCCAGCUCUUCUGCCGGCACCCGAAGUGCAUCACCAUCACCAUGUGGUGCCAGCUCCUCUCCCAGUACCCGUGCCUGUGCUGCCCGCUCCUCUCGCCCCUCCAGUGUUUGAGCCGGCGGCAUUUAUUGCUCCCUCAUAUCGUGCCAUUCCCGGUCCUAAAACCACAACUCAUCAUGUCUCAGUUGGCUACGCUUUCCCCACAGCUCACGUGGCCAAAAUCGUAGCACCUCAUGCGCAUUUGCAUGCCCUACCGGUACAUUCAGCGAAACUGUUAUCUCAUCACCACCACCACCACUCGCUUUUCUAAUUUCCUUCGAUACAAAGAAAAAGUGAUCAAUUAGAGGCAAAGGAUAGAUUAAAUGUGAAGAAUACCAAAGUCAUUUGUGUACCUGGCAUACGUACUCGCAUACACGAGUAUGUGCAUCAAAGAGUUCAAGUUUUACUUUAGCUCGAUCGUUAAUUUAUUUAACUGUUGUUAAGUUAAAAUAUUUUAUUUUUAUAUUUAUAGUUUUUUAAAGACUUUAUUGCAGCGUAAAUACACGAAUAUUUAAUUUAAA
This is a messenger RNA of Ceratitis capitata (Mediterranean fruit fly), 1017 nucleotides long. RefSeq names its product SH3 domain-containing protein C23A1.17. Lineage: Eukaryota; Metazoa; Arthropoda; Insecta; Diptera; Tephritidae. The coding region runs from base 69 to 767 and encodes 232 amino acids. The transcript is spliced from 2 exons. The record is from RefSeq and is a predicted model, not a curated record.